GUGCUUUGCUCCCGUUCCUUGGCGUUUAAAAAUCAAUAAUGGUGUCACGGCUAAGCAUUCUGCAAGGAAAGGUUGUCGUCAUGAGCCAUUUCAGUGCCGGUGUGGAGGUAUAAAUGGUGAUGAUGGUGCCAGGCAGUGCCAUAACAGAACCUGACGACGCCUGUGCGACUUACAUACCGCCUAGUUUUUUGCCAAACAGUAGGACAACAUUGGCGAUUAUAAUGAUGAUGCUGUUCGGCGACGAUGCACACACUGGCACCCACUCCUGGUGUGCCAAUGCCAGGCACUCUGAGGUUGGGUUUACCCGUAGGAAUGGAAAACCCGCCCUAGCCUCUAUAUAACGUCCGGUUGCUUGUAUUAUUAUAAUUAUAUUUCCAUUUUGGCGAAGGCGAUGCUUCUACUAAGAAUGGGUAAGGCGAAGGUGAUUUAACUUCCGUUCCCGGAAUCCCAGUAAUGUUCCCAGGCUGUUCCGGGAAAGUGUGGCGUCGAGUGGGGGUCCGGUUCCUGGUAGUGGUGGUGGUGGUGGUGGUAGUGGUGGCUAGAGGAGGUGCCAGAGGUCGCCAGCAUCUCGAGCCGCCUCAUCUCUCUUGUGCCACCGUACCCUAUCUUUCCCGUCCCAUUCCUGGCUACAUUAUUAUACACACUUUUUUAUUCUGUCCAAUCUCUCUUGUUUGUCAAUGUACAUGCAUAGUAUGUGUACUCAAAGAGAGCGAUGCUUAGUAAUCUUUGAGUUCUUCACCGUGCGAUAUGUAGUGACGGCUCCGUGUCGUGUUUUGCCGAGUACAUUAGUUCUGAAGAGGUGAUGCUGUGUUGUGAUAAGUGCUUAGGGCUAAGUAAUGCCGCUCACUUAGCAGGAGAUAGUGCUUAUCUUCCCUGGUGCUCAGUUCGGCGUGAAGGUUGCCUAGACCAACCAGCCUCCUCUCAUCUGGUGCAGUGUGGGAUGUGAGGCUGCUACAUUACCUUUCUCCUCCUCAACACGCUGCUCUUCACACCCGCAGGUCUGCCUUUCCUCAUUCAUCACAUUUAAUGCAAUACUGUAUGGCACAAGUAGCGACAAGACAAAUAACGCCUAAUAACACAAGUUCUGACGUCACUGGCACAUGACCAGAAGGCUGACGUAGAUUUCUAUUUUGGGAAGUUGUGACGUCACAAGAAGUGGGCGGUCCCUCUGCGUGUUCCAUAUUGCUUUGUUCAUUAGAAAGACAGGAUGCCGUGCCUUCUCACAAAAAUUUUGCUUUCGUCCGUAAAUACUGCACAGGAAAUUAUGAGAGAGAUAUUGUGGAUUGAUGUGGAAGGAAGUAUACGUGAAUGAGAAUAAGUUACAUGAAGUAAAAUAUCGGAUUGAACGAAAUUUAAGAGUGUGAGCGAAGUGUUUGGGUGGAGGCAGCACAAAUGGCUGGGAUAUAGGAGCGAGUUCCCCAGCCGCGGCCAGGCAGUGUAUGAGUCAUCGCAGGAGGGGGAGGAGCUCAUUCUAACGUUUGAAGUGACGCCACCGCCCCAUGUUAGUCAGCGAGUCAGACCAGGUGACUCGAAGGAAAUUCUUACAGCGUGAGACUGAGCUCCCACAGCCAACCAUGUUCACUCGCUCCCAAGCUGCCGCCAACAACAGUGCCACGACGAAGAGUGUUACCUCAUCGUCACAGUCCUUCACUACAGCUUCCGUUGCUUCUGGAGGAGGAGAAAGCCUCACCACUGACAGCAACAGCAGUAGUAACGACACAGUGCCAAGUGUGAGCCUUACCAUCACAGCUGUGGCGGCCAACAUCCCGGAGAGGGACGGGUGCAUCACCACCAUCACCGCCCCUGCUCUUGAUACCCCGACCAUUACCAACUUGGUGCUAAACUCCCUGGAGGGCGUGCACAGCGGCGUCCCCACCCGUACCACGCCCACGCUCACGCCCACCACCCUCAGGAACAUCGAACAGACCUUCCUAGAGCUCUCCAGUGUCCAGCCCCCAGAGCCACACACUAACCAGGCUGGCUUCGUGCCUCCUCUAGUGCAGCCCGCCACAGGCAACACGUACGUUUCCGUGGACAGCAGGUGUUGGGGGGGCGGCACCCUCACCCAGAUUCCCCACACCACUUCGGCCUCCACCUCCUCGGCCAGCGGGGUAAACCUCAGGGCCCCCACAGCUCACACCGCCACCUCCACCACCGCCACCCUCACCAUGCCCUCUCAGAUCCAGGUCCAGCAGCCACGGAGGACUGGCGGACGCAGGCCUAUUAAGGAUGAAAGGAUCACUGCUGAGGAAGAGGAGAGGCGGCACCUCCGCCGGGAGAGAAACAAGCUGGCAGCAGCACGGUGUCGCAAGCGUCGCCUCGACCAGACCAAUAUGCUGCAGGAUGAAACUGAUGAACUGGAGGAGAAGAAGACAGAGCUGCAGACGGAGAUCCAGCUCCUGCAGCAGCAGCGAGAUGAGCUGGAAUUUCUGCUGGCAACACACAAGGCUGUGUGCCGCCGCCACGUGCCGCCCGCCCCCUCUGCCACUCCCUUCGUGACCUCGGCGGCUCCUGUCAGCGUUGCACCAGUGACCACCACUGCCACAGUGGCCAACACUGCCAUGCGUGUGGUAAAGAAGGCUGUGGUGGUGAAGGAGGAGCCCAUGGAGGACGAGGUGUCAGUGGAGGAGGAGGAAGUGAAGAUCCCACCUAGCAUUUCCAACAACAACUCUCGGCCCAGGCGACCCACCAGUCUCAAUGUGGCACCUGUGGCCUUGCGCACGCCCUCUGUGGCAGACCUUGGAGUGUCCAUCGAGACGCCCUCCACCGGCCUGCGUGGCUUCAACUUUGAUUCCAUGAUGGAGGGAGGCACCGGUCUGACGCCUGUGACCAGCGGGACUGGACUCACGCCUGUGCACACCGGUCUCACGCCUCUCUCCACCCCGGUGGUGUCGGCUCCCUCGGGCUCCUCCUCCAACUGUGGCACCCAACAGCGCUCCUCCUCCUCGGACCUCUCCUCCCCUGACUCUGUCCCUCCCAAGCUAGUGUCCCUCUGAGGUGCAUCCAUCCCACCUAUGCCUUGCUGCCACCUGCCACCACGGCCCCAUUGAGUGCCAGGCCUGCUGCUGGCCACGACCCUGACACGGUCGCAGGUCCUGCCGGCGUGACCUGUGGCCCCCUCCCCCAUCACCCUGACACACCAGUCACCACACACAUGGCUCAGCAGCACCAGCACCCUUUGCCCACCCUUCCUGCCACUCCCCCACCUCCUCUGCAGCAGGAGGGGGUUGAUGUCAGCAGGACAGGCUAGUGGGUGAGGCUCCUGGACUUCUAGGCGUCGUCAGAAAUCACACUAUGUACUGUACUACUAUGCAACGAGUCGACACAAAGGCAGUUCCAUGCAAUUUUCUUAUCGCAUUAGAAUGUUUUUACAAUGUUGAUGUUGGUUGCUUAGUGUAAGGAAUUUAUUACUUUUUUUCUCAUUUUUUGACACUUGACCAAACGUUCACUUCGCCUUGAUAAUGUUAGAGUUACCCCACACCACCACUACCACCACCACCACCACACUUACCUCUGUACAGCAGCGCUCAACCAAAGAACAAAGAAACGGCUGCUGGUGACAGGAAGGUGAAGAGGGAAGGAAGGAAGGAAGGGAGUGCCUCCUCUCCCUUCUAUUGCCUCUCCACCACCGUCACUCAGUCAGCCAAGGAGAUAAACACCCGUACAAUUAUACUAAACCUUUGAAAAAAUAUAUUGGUAAAUGUAUAUGAAAAUAAUAAUGGAAAAAAUAAUUAAUUACUCGUGUAGGGUCUCUCUCUCUCUCUCUCUCUCUCUCUCUCUCUCUCUCUCUCUCUCUCUCUCUCUCUCUCUCUCUCUCUCUCUCUCUCUCUCUCUCUCUCUCUCUCUCUCUCUCUCUAUAAGGCUCAGUUUGGGCGAAGUGAGGGAGCCCUGCACAGUCACAAGGAUAGGGAAGACAUGCAGCAUCCCAGGCACUUGUGUGACCUUGGGAGGCUGUGAGACGCCACCAGUAAUAACGACCCAGUACUAUUACUAUUAUUUAUAACUAGUCUAGCUUUCGUACAUUCAUAUGAUGAUAAGAAUUCAGAUCUAUUUAUACCACAGAGUUAUUUAGAUAAUAUUUUACAAUAAAGAUGAAAUGUCUACUCA
Molecule: messenger RNA, 4107 nt
Organism: Portunus trituberculatus (swimming crab)
Lineage: Eukaryota; Metazoa; Arthropoda; Malacostraca; Decapoda; Portunidae
Gene: kay
Product: transcription factor kayak-like
Exons: 4
Coding region: 1500-2996 (498 amino acids)
Biological process (GO): regulation of transcription by RNA polymerase II
Cellular component (GO): nucleus
Molecular function (GO): DNA-binding transcription factor activity, RNA polymerase II-specific; RNA polymerase II cis-regulatory region sequence-specific DNA binding
Source: RefSeq, a predicted model, not a curated record